Messenger RNA from Porites lobata, 7185 nucleotides. The record is from the annotation of a GenBank genome assembly. Lineage: Eukaryota; Metazoa; Cnidaria; Anthozoa; Scleractinia; Poritidae.
GGAAAAUGUAAAUGAUGACAUAUUUGAACGGUUGAUAUCUUUUUUGUUUUGGUGUGAAAUUUCCACAGUUGAAAAGGUAUUUUUGUCCAUUUUUAGCGCAUUUGGGAUUUCGGUGGCUAGUUUCUUCAAGCUAAAUGGGAUUUGUGUGGUCAUCCGCGUUAAAUUUAACAGAAGAAGAGUUUAAAUAUAUAGCAUGAUGUGAAUGCUCGGUCAGUUGAAUGAAACCUAACGGUUUUACAGAGAAAUACAGAGUUGUAAGUGUUUCUACAAAACACGAAAAUAUGGCUAGCAAAAGAACACUUGUGAAACAAAAGGUGACUUAUGGAUCCGUGGGAGAUGAGAAUUUACACGACAGUGACGAUGACUUAUCUGGAAAAAGAUCCAUAACAAAGCGCGUGUCGUUUGAAAGUCAUGAGCUUAGUGACUCGGAUUCUGACGCCGAAAACUCCCUUGGAAGGAUAAAUCGUCGCACUGCGCGAGCUAGAGAUUCCCUUGAUGGGUUGUUUAGAGAAACAAGCAUAAAAGAAGGGGAAGACCAUGCGGGGUUGAUCAAAGGAAUUUUAGGAGAAAGCCAGUCUUCGACCACAAAAGACAAAGGUACAGUGUAUACAGCAUAGAAAUUAAGUUUAACUGGACACAUGCACGAGUCAAGGAUGACUGUCCUUGUUAUCACCAAUUAGAAGUAAUAAAAGCUUACACGAUUCGCCUUUAGACGGAGGCGGUCUUAAUUUGGGAGAAGUAGCUUGGGUAAUAAUAUUUGAAUAUAGUCAUAAUAGUAUAGUUUGUUUAAAAAACAGAGUGAUCAAAUUCAAACGCAGGGCGCCCACACAAACUCAUUGACCGUUAAAGGAAAUGUAUUGGAAUAUAAUAAGGUUCACAUUAUCAUGGUAUAAUGCGAUGAAUUCUUAUUUAUAUUAAAGAUAAUAAUAUGUCUUUUUACCGUGAAAUGUUGUGUAUUGUUGUUCGUGCGUUUGAAAAUGGCAAAUUAUAGCAAUUUGAAGGGUUUAACAUUCUAUGUUUACCUGAGAGUAUUUGCUGCCUUCAGUCGUGAAAAUGACAACACACAACAUUUCAGGUAAAAAGACCUUUAUUUUAAUCUCAUAUAUAAGAAUUCAUCUCAUUAUACCACGACAAUAUGAACGUUAUUUUAUUCACAAACAUUUCCUUUAAGUUCAAACAUCGAAAUGAUUUCCCGGUUUGUAUGGGCCUCCUAGCUGCGAAUUCAAAUACUGAAAUGAGCUUUUUGCUUACAUGCACUAUCCUUUUACUCCAUCUAGGAGAGCCAAAACCUGUUGCUAGAUCUCGAUCUCGUCCACCAAUUUCACCUCGGCGGACUCAUUUUGAAGCAAGUCAUUCGGUAGCUACAUCACAAGUGUCCUCAGAUGAAGAUAAUGUGACUUCUGGAAAAUGGCCUGCCAGAGCAAAAGAAAAAACUCCUGUUGCUCCCCCUAGGACAUCACCACGGCAGUUACAAGAAAAGAGCUUGUCAUCUGACAUGUAUUCUUCGCAAGGUGUACCAAAAACAAAGCCUCCCUUGUCAUCUAGGAAGGGAGAAAUGAAGUCAUUUGAUGGAGAUCAUGAAUAUGAUGAAUACAAAACAGGAAAGGUUUCUAAGGAUGAUCAUGAAUUUCGAUAUGAUAGGAGUAAAAAUGUAGCAGAAAAACCCAUGGUUCCUGUCAGGAGAAAGAAGACACUCGAAGUAGACUCUGAGGGAGAUGUUGAAGUUUAUGACACUGAACGAAAGAAAAAUUCAAGUGAAGAAAAACCUACAGCCCCUUCAAGGAGAAAAAUGACUCUUGAAGAAACACAGGAGAGCUACGUAGAGAAAGACAACAGAGAUUAUGACUAUCAAAGGACUAAAAACAUACCAGAAAAACCAAUAACGCCUCAAAGGAGGAAAAAACCUUUUGAUGAAACAAGUGAAAUACAAUAUUCUAGACCACAGAUUCCCAUGAUUAAAACUUCAACGUUUGAGGAUGACAGCCCCUAUACAGAAAAUGAUAGAACAGCUGUUGACUAUGAUGGAAAUUUAAGAAUGCCUAAGAAAUUAAAUAAUGGUCGACCCAUUGUUUCACGAAUUAGGGUAGAUUCUUCUGAAGAAAUUGAGGAAGAACUGGACUCAGGAAAAGUUUUGUACAGAAAAGAAUCCUAUGGUAGUGAAAACUAUGCUAAUGAUUAUGAUUUAAUACGUGGUAAAGUGGUGGAAAAUGUGACUGAACAGUCUGCAAUCACUGCACCAAAACCAUCACCUCGCAUUCGUUCAAAUGUUAAAAGCUCUACGUCAAGGCAGCCUCAGUUAGAAGAAGAAGUUAAGCAGGCAAAGCGACCAGGAAGUGCACCUGCAAUCAAAAAGGCAUCCAGUCUUGAAACUCUCUCCUCACAGCAGGAUUCAAGGAGGGGAUCUUCUGGGGUGCAAGAACAAGAGGCCCGAAAGGUGCAGUUAAAAAAGAGCCUUACCCCUCAGAGGCCCACUAGUGGAAAGAAAAUCUCUUUGCUGGCUCAGCUGCGGCAAGAGGCUAGAGCUGACAUAACAGAUACAUUUGAGGAACAUGUUCCUUCAAAAGAAAAUAUUUUUGAGACUGGCUCAGGUCAUGGUGACUUUUAUAGUAGAAGGGGUGAUACAGGUAAUACUAAGAAGAAGAAAUGACAAUUAUAGUAAAUGUAAAGGAAGAUGUGACAGUUGAAAUUGUAAAUUAUUGCAUUUACAAAGUUCGUGUUACUGCAGCACUACACAGAUGCCAUGGGUUUGAAUCCCAUUAGAGCGCAAUUUUUUUUUUUAAGGUCGGGAGGGGGGUGGGGGAGGAGGUUGGUUAGGGGGCUGGGGGGGCUUAGUUUGCAAUAAUUGCAAAUUGUAAGUUGUGAUUACAACUACAACUGUCAUUAUCUUCAUUUGUAUUUCUGGAGUUCAUGUAAUCUUCAUUCUGGACUAAAUUUGUACAGGAAAGGUUACUUUUAAUUAACUUAAAUUAAUCAUUAAUAGAGCACAUUUCCACACCUACAUAAAGUUUGGUUAAACUCAUCAACAGAGAUACACUGUAAGUAAGGGGGGAAGUGCCUUUGAGGCUGGUAGAGCCCUGAAUUGUACCUGAGUGCGAUGUGUAACCAUGAUGACCCUGAGAGUGGUAUCCACCCAGGCAAUUCCAGGUGCUUACUAGUGGAACCUACAUGCAACAAACUAAACAUACACUUGUCGUACUAGUAAGGGGGGAGGGUAGGGAACAGAAAAACACUUAACAAACUCAAGCCAUGACACUGGCAGUGAUACACAGACGUAAUGGCCCGACCUCAAGAGAAAGGCAGUCAAAAAAUAAUUAUUAUAACAAAACAGAGCAAAAAAAACAACAACAACAACAAUAAAACAUGAGCCCCUGAAAAGCGAUUAGGGCACCCCCGCAUAUCUCCAAUGAGAUACUACUGACUAGCCAUGUCUUGAGCGUUCAUUUAGUAACGUUAACAUGUAACAGAAAUUUUCAUAUCAUUGAUUGCAGUUGAUUCUAGAGCCUGGGAAACACCAAAGCCUCAAAGGUCAGGACCAUUGAAAGCCAACCAUAGUAUUGAUAUGAUAACCAGAUCACAACAGCACAAAGAGAUACAACACACAGACCACACAAAAGGAGGUUCAUGCAGAGGGUCUGAUACACCAAAGAGAUCUUCUUCCAUGACAAAUUUGAGGGACACCAGCCCUGAGCCAUGGGGUGGAGACAGUGCAAGAAGCUCACAGUAUGGCGAAUUAAUGGACACUGCAUCAAUACGCCAGGCAGUGUUUGAUGAGUGGCAGAGAAGAAAAAGUGCAAAGCUGAAGGAAAAUAUGGUUAGCAGGUCUUCUGAGAAAAAGAAGCAAGAAGAAAAGGAAAAGGAAGAACGUGAGCGGAAAAAACUGGUAAAGUUCUUAGCCUUUAGCAGUCUUACUGUAAUUAUGUGUAUUUGCUGUUAGUCAGGCUGAACCAAGUCAAUUUGUGGGCCAGUCAUAAUCAUACAGAGAGACUAAACAAUGCAUUAAACCAAUCGGAAAUUGAAUCCAGUGACUGGCGCUAGGCUUGGAAUACGAUACAACAGUUUCUCUACUGGCUAUUCUUCAGAUUCACCCCGUGUAAGGGCAUACGUAUUCCGGGGAAAUUUUGCUUGUGGAAUCCGAAAUAGUGAAAAAAGUUGCUUAGUAGAAUGCAGAAUCCUGGGCUUUGGAAUCCAGAAUACAGGUCAAGGACUGAUCCAGAAUCCCACUUACGAUUGGAAUCCAUACUCCAAGUUCCACUGACAGAGAAUAUGAAAUCAGUGGGUGAGUGGCACCCAGAAUCCGGAAUCCACAAUCCCAGACUGUCUUGGAUUCCUUUACAUGGGGAGAUUCAGAUCCUUAAGAGUCUGCAUCCUUUCAAAUGAGGUGACUCACCGUACUGAACUGUAGUGUAAUAAUUAUAGUCAACAUUCAGUUGCCUGUGCUCAAUCAUUUUUCUUCGUUCAAAAGUGACAAAAGGCACAUGGACGAGGCUAAUGGGUUACCACAUUGCAAAAUGGCGCUUUUUUCUCAUUGGCAUGUCCAAACCGCCCAUUGUAUUUGUCUGACUCCGUCAGAUUUUUCAAAUUCAUUUAACAAUUUAUGAAACGAACAGAGAAUAACGACCAUGAAGGGGGUAAAUGUAAGAAUGGCUCCACCAUAAUUGCGCAUUUCUUGAAAUAUCAAGAACUAAGUGUGAUUGAACUGAGAAGAUACAUAUACGUGUAUAGUGGUGUCUAAAGAAGGUUUUGUCUCUGCGUCCAGGCCGGGAAAUAUGGUUGCGAAAACUUUUCUGUGCUUAUGGCCUAUUCUUUUUUAUCCUCUUUUGUCGUACGUAAGAAAACUGAAAAUGACAUUGUUGCCUUUUCAUCAGGCAAAAAGAGCAUUCGAAUCCUGGAAUGAAAUGAAACAAGAAAAGAGUAAAGAGGAAAAUGCGAAGAAAAAGGAGGUAAUGAAAAAAGAACUUGAAAAACAAACCGAGAAGAAUCUGAAAGCUAGGGAUGCCAAGAAGUACUUUGAGUCGUGGAAAGCAAAGAAAGAUGAAGAACUUAAAGAACAGCAUCAUAAGAAAACAAAGGAAGGAAGAGAAAAGAAGAGGAAAGAGGAAGAGGAGAAGACAGAUAAAAGUAAAAUUGCACAGAAAAGUUUUGACAAUUGGUAAGUGCCCGAUUUUAACCUAAAGAAGUUUCAGCGUUGAGUUUCAGCGUUGAAAUUAUUAACGCGCGCAUACACAGGAUAAAGUUGUACGAGAUGUUUGGAUGGGGACUUGAAUGUCUGUGCAACCCCUUUACCCCAUUCUCUGGCCUUUUCAACUCAGCCUAUACAGCUGUACUUUGUGUUUGAGAUGCAUGUACAUGUACUUCCCCUUCCUUCAUUGUAUUUGAGUGGAAUGUUGUUUAUUCUUAAGGAAAUUCAUCAUUUAGGGUGGAAAGUAGUCGAAAUUAAUGCGUGAAUUUGGAACAUAUCAUUGUGUGCAAGAACAGAAAAACUAUUAUUGUUAUGGUCCGAUUGGGAAACAAGUGAAAUGCAUGUGCAGGUAGUUGGGCAAAAAAGCCGUAAGUUUGAAAGAUCGAUACAUUAAGAAAAGCAUACACAUCAGAGCGAACGCACCAACCAUGAACAGGGAUGAGGGAGCAUAUAUGUACCAAUUAUCUUCUAAGGAUCUUUAUGUGGACCCAAAUGAUCUCCAGCCCCCAACAAGUGGGUAUGGGGCCGUCAACACAGGCUUAGCACGCUGAAUGAGGCCACACUAGUUUUGAGAAAGAUGGCUGACGGCACAUAUUAAAACUGUCAACAUCUGUAAAGAACAAAUAAAUUUUGGCCCUGUCAAAAGAAUCUGUCUAUUCAAUCUUUUACGUUGUUUAUCGCAGGAAAAAGAACAAAGAUGACAAAAUCAAAGAGGAGUCGAAGAAAAAGAGGAAAGAGGAGAAAGAGAGUACUUUAAAGCAGGAAGAUGAGAAUUACGAGAGAAGCAUUCAGUCCGCAGAGCGCUAUCAAGAAUGGGUGGAAAAAAAGGGAAAGCCAAGGAGAGGUCCCCCGCCACCCACAUUGACUCAAAGGUAUCAUCCAUACAUGCACAGUGUAUGUGCACACUCUGCAGGCUGUUUAUCCUGACCUUGACUAAAUCAGUCUAUAGUACUAAAAAAAAAACCGUCGCCAAAGACUGAAACAGAUACCGUAAAAUGCCGAAAAUAAGCCCUGGGGCUUAUGUUUUUCAAAGGCCCUUUUGGAGGGGCUUAUCUACGGAGGGAAAUUUGCGUUUCAAAAUCGAUUGGGCUAGCUUAUAGUUUAAAGGAAAUUUACCGUUUUUGCUUUGUUUGACUUUGUGUUAGAGGGCACUUUCCAAGUACAAGCCCCUGGGUGGGGGCUUAUAUUUGGAGGGGCGAUUUAUCGGAGGGUGUUUUGCGUUUCAAGUUUGGGGGGCUUAUAUUUGGAGGGGCGAUUUAUCGGAGGGUGUUUUGCGUUACAAGUUUGGGGCCUUAUAAAUGGAGGGGCUUAUUUUCGGAAUUUUACGGUAAUUAUAUCAAGAGAGGAUUGACGAAAGUUUAAUUCAUUGUACUCUAAUUUAAAUGCUUGGAACAUUCUGACCGAGAUAAGAGGACUGCACUUGUUUAGCCGGUUCCAGGCUCUCAUAUAGUAGGUAUAACGCGUGAAAGGCACGCUUAAAUAUGAGCCCUAGAUCUGGGAAAAGGGGGCGGUGGCGGGAAAAAUUUCCACUGGGACGACCCGAAAAUCGUGUUCCAUUUACUUUCCUCCAAUCGAAAUUUCCGGAACGUUUGGUUAACUCAUUUUAGGUUGAUCGAGCGUUCAUUUAAGACAAAGAAUAUGGGUACUUGUCUUAACUAUGACAAAUACCGUACAAUGGCCAUGCAUAAUUCAAUGUUUAUCAUAUUCGCUACAGGAGCUGGUGUCCGAGUGGUAGAAAUUCAGGCAAUUGCAUUCCAGGCAAAGUUGGUGCUGUGAUUCAGGCGCCCGCUCCAAACAGAUCGCGAACCAUGUCAGGAUCAUACUACUUUAAGACAAAUAAGGUACUUCUGUCUAACUACUUUAAUAGCCGUGUGGCGGGUGCUAAUAACGAAUACGUAGCUUCUUCCGCUUCACGCAAGCUAGAAAACCCCCUUUGCGUACGUUUUGUGAAACUGACUUUGUCUCGAUUGGGGCGUGUCACAAAGGCAAGCGAAGAAAAAAGUAUU